Molecule: messenger RNA, 1312 nt
Organism: Sorex araneus (European shrew)
Lineage: Eukaryota; Metazoa; Chordata; Mammalia; Eulipotyphla; Soricidae
Gene: AHSA2P
Product: Putative activator of 90 kDa heat shock protein ATPase homolog 2
Exons: 9
Coding region: 150-1154 (334 amino acids)
Biological process (GO): protein folding; positive regulation of ATP-dependent activity
Cellular component (GO): cytosol
Molecular function (GO): ATPase activator activity; protein-folding chaperone binding
Source: RefSeq, a predicted model, not a curated record
CGCGGGCGGGGCGGGGCGGCGCGGGGGGCGGGGAUUUCUGGCACUUUCUGGGCGCUGCGAACCGGCAGAGCCCGGGCCGGAGGCCGGAAACGCCCGCGAGCGCGGCCCCGCGGCCCCGUUUCCCCGCCGAGCCCGCGCCCCCCGCAGACAUGGCCAAGUGGGGCCAGGGCGACCCGCGCUGGAUCGUGGAGGAGCGCGCGGACGGGACCAACGUGAACAACUGGCACUGGACAGAGCGAGAUGCCACCAGCUGGUCCAAGGGGAAGCUCCGAGAGCUGCUGGUGGGCAUCCUGGUGGAGAACGAGGCUGGCCGCUGCGAGAUCAGCGAGCUGAAGCAGGUGGAAGGCGAGGCUUCCUGCAGCAGCCGCAAAGGAAAGCUGAUUUUCUUCUAUGAUUGGAACAUCAAACUGGGCUGGAGAGGUACAGUUAAAGAAUCUGGUGUAAAGCAUAAGGGGUUGAUUGAAAUACCAAACCUUUCUGAGGAAAAUGAAGUAGAUGACACUGAGGUGAACGUGAGUAAAAAGAAAGGUGAAGGGGAUAUACUGAAGGAUCUUAUGAAAACUGCAGGCACUGCCAAGGUCAGGGAAGCGCUUGGAGAGUACCUGAAGGCACUAAUGACGGAAUUUACAAUGGGAAUGAUUUUACCAACAAAAGCUAUGGCAGCCCAGGAAAUGACUGUUAAAAGGAAACUGACUGAGAAUACUCUGCAGAUCCAGGCUUCACCUCCUGUGACACUGGGUGUGAAGAUUCCCACUGUUGCACUGCAGAUGAUGGAUGUGUUCGACACAGCUGUGGAGCAGCUGUAUAGCAUCUUCACUGUGAAAGAUUUGGUGGAAAAAUUUUCUAACUCACCUGCUGUAGUAGAAGCUGAAAAGGGAGGGAAAUUCCAAAUGUUCGAUGGGAAUGUCACUGGUGAAUAUAUAGAACUGCUAACAAAUAAAAAGAUCGUCAUGAAAUGGAGAUGUAGGAACUGGCCAGAAGAACACUAUGCAACAGUUGCACUGAGUUUCGUGUCCACUCCAGGGCAAACGGAAUUACACUUGGACUGUAAAGGAGUUCCUGUCUGUAAAGAAGAGAACAUGAAAUUCUGCUGGCAGAAGCAGUAUUUUGAAGAAAUAAAAGGUUUACUGCAGCUGAGCACCCUAAAUGGUUGAAAUAGAUUUUAUAAGGGCAAAACUAUUUUUUUUAAGCAAAAAAAGUGCAAAGUUUACCUCUUCCUUUUAUUCCCUUCUGAAAGAGAAAAAAACCUUCACUUUUACAUGGAGUGGAAUCCAUUAACAAAACAGAAUGUAAAGCAGUGUUUGAAUUUUUA